AUGUUAGGAGAGUCCUCUACAAUAGCUGCCAUGGAAAAUCAGUCAGCACUUGCCGCCCGAGGAGUCCCCCAUCAUUUUGGAGAUAAUCGGUUGAAGAAGAAGAAGAAGCCUUGGUGUGAUCAUUGUCAAAGAACUGGCCACACUAAAGACACAUGCUGGAAAAUACAUGGGAAACCUGCUGAUUGGAAACCUUCAAAAUCCACCAUGGACAGGGAAAGUCGAGGCAAUCAUGUUUCAACUAAAGAGCCAUGGAUAGUUGAUCCGGGCGCUUCAGAGCACAUGACUGGGGAUAAAUCACUAUUUCAUCAUUGCAAUCCAUGUUAUGACGGACUAUCUGUAAAAAUUGUUGAUGGUUCAUUCUCUAAAGUAGCUGGUAUAGGUUUCGUCACUCUGUCAAAAGAUAUAAAGUUAAAAUCUAUCCUACAUGUUCCAAACUUGGAUUGA
Messenger RNA from Cicer arietinum (chickpea), 444 nucleotides. The record is from RefSeq and is a predicted model, not a curated record. Lineage: Eukaryota; Viridiplantae; Streptophyta; Magnoliopsida; Fabales; Fabaceae.